AUGUAUCGGGAGUGCGUCUUCUUGCUGAUGAUCUUAACUAUAAAUUCGCGUUCCAAACCGCUCGAAUCAAGCGAGAUCUGUAACAAAAUUAUAAAAAACGAACGGUACGAAAUCAAAUCUUUUGGUUUAUCUUAUAAUUGCAGUUACGUAUUUAAGGGACCUUCUUGUCCCACUUUCUUUAACGUUAAGUUUAUUGAAUUUGAUUUGAGACCGUUUGCGGGAUGUAAAGGUAGCAGUUUGGAGGUGGUCGGUAACGAAGUUUUGUGUGGGAGAAUUCACGGAACUAGGACUUACUUUUCCAGUGAGGGGAUGUUGAGAAUGAAAAUCGUGUUGAAAGGCAACUUCUCCGACGAUUCGUAUAAAAUAUUGGUCACGAGGAUGCCUUGCUUUGUAAAACCGCGAGACGAUACAAACGUGUCGCGAAUUGCUUUCAAAAGUGAACGACACCCUUCCUGUUGCGCCGGAAGAUACGAUGCAAAACAGUUUUAUAUGACAAGUCCCAAUUUUCCGUAUAGUAAUAACGUUCAAGAUCGAUGCGUGUACGACAUUUAUAAAUUUUCACCACACGUGUGUCGCUUGCAAAUUCACUUUUUGUACUUUUCGCUCGAUGGACAGACGGGCAAUACGUGUCACAAGAGUUUUCUGCAAUUAGACGAUAAUUACUUUUGCGGUUGUCGCACUGGAUUGCACUUGGUAAUGCCGUUUAAUUCGAGCACGAAGACGAUUACGUUUAAAAACGGGCAAUGCCGCGGCGAAUUUACUGGAUUUGUAAUUGAGGUAACGCAAGAGGAAUGCCCAUCGUUCAGCGACGAGCCAGCACUGUAUAUCAGCGAGCCUAAUUUAAAAAUGGCACGUCUGACGCAAGAAGACAUCUACUCGGAUAAAUCCGAGCCGGAUGUAGUGAAACAUGUUUAUGUUUUUGAAGAUACCGGUGAUAACGAGAGAAGUGAUAAGGAGGACGUCGUUUUUGUCCCGAAUGAUGUAUAUCAGUGCAAACCGUUUGAUAUCACUCGACUGAAAGUGUUGACCAAGUCCAAGGAUAUUUUGUGGCAACAAAUAUCCCAAUGUAGCACCUUCAGCAGUAACUCUUUUCGCUCGCAAUGUGUCCAGGCGAAUUUAAUUAAAGGAUAUAUUCAAAGCCCGGAAUAUCCCUACUUUUAUCCCAAAGGACUGAAUACGUGCUACAGAUUCGAAUCACUACGCGGAUAUUGUGCCGUUAGGCUUUAUAUUCUCGACUUUGAUGUUGACAAUAGUUUCCACUGUGAAAAGGAUUAUUUUUUACUAAGCGGGCAGUACAAGUACUGUGGACGGACUUUACACAAAGCUUCAUUGACAUUCGAUCUACGUAACCGCGACGAAGAGAUUGCUUUUAUAACAAAUGGUUUUUCGUGUAGGCGAGGUUUCAGGGGUGUUUAUGAGCGGAUUCCUUGCAAUAAUGAUGGAAUCCCCGUUGAUCCUGUACAUCCAUCGAAACCUACCACUUUGACGCCUAUAACUUCGACUCCUACGAUAAUGCCGCAUAAACCAUGUGACCGAAAUAUAAGGGACAAUGUAUUUUUAUUGGAAGUUUACGGUUACCACCAAUCGAGAUGUAUUUUUAAUAUUAUUAGAAAUGACGAGAGAGUGUGUAGUUUACUGCUUAAAUUUGAGCAGUUCAGUCUCUCCUGUAAAUUUGAAUAUUUGCUGAUUGGCAAUACGCGGUACUGUGGAAAUCGAAAUGGAGAAAGCGUUACUAUCGAGUUUGCUGAUACCAAAUUACCCAUAACAUAUGUACGGUCAUCAACACUUCCAGUCAAAUCCAGUUUACGAUUCCGGAUUAGUGGCCGGCAGAUGAUCACGGACUGUGACCUUAUUGAUGUCCCAACAGUCGAACCGGAACGAUUAGUUGCGGGUAAAACGCCGAUACAAAAAGAUGCACCUAGCAAAGAUAUAUGCGGACUGCUCCUGAAUAGCAAGGAGGACCUCGCGUCCAAAAUUUGCAAAAUAAUCAAAACGCAAAUUCCUUCUUCCAAAUGCAUCCCAAUAACGGAAAAAAUGUCAUUUAUGAUGCAUCCAACCUCCAAGGACGCCUUGGGCGUCGUUUUUGGAAAUAGGAUAAUGAGAGAAAGUAUUACGGCGCACGAAGUUGCAUGUAAAGACAUAUACACUGUUAUUUUCACUUAAUUAGAAGUGCAAUUAUAUGAUAACAUUACAAUUUCCGGUUUGAAAUGUCGAAGGCUAUACAGAUAAACCACUAUCACUAGACAUAAUAUUUAUUAAAUGAUAAUUUGGUAAAUAAACUAGU
This is a messenger RNA of Photinus pyralis (common eastern firefly), 2284 nucleotides long. RefSeq lists its product as uncharacterized. The transcript is spliced from 8 exons. NCBI's taxonomy places the organism in Eukaryota, Metazoa, Arthropoda, Insecta, Coleoptera, Lampyridae. Bases 1 to 2163 code for a protein of 720 amino acids. The record is from RefSeq and is a predicted model, not a curated record. Gene Ontology annotation, molecular function: serine-type endopeptidase activity.